AAAACAAAACUCCAAACUAAAAAAAACACUGCAGUUUCAACAAUGGCAGAGGCAAAAAACAACGGUGUCGAGACGAUCAACGGCGAUUGUCACGAUUUUAAGUCCCUUCUCUCUUCUCCGGACCGGGAUUUCCUCGUACGCAACAACGCUGAUCAGGUUAAAAUCGAUAGCUUGAAGGGGAAGAAGCUUGGAUUGUAUUUCUCAGCAUCUUGGUGUGGUCCAUGUCGAAGAUUCACCCCGAAUUUGAGUGAGGUGUACUCCGAGCUCUCUCGGAAAGGCGAUUUCGAAGUCAUUUUCGUCUCGGCAGAUGAAGAUGAAGAGUCAUUCAAUGGUUAUUUCUCUAAGAUGCCAUGGCUUGCAAUCCCUUUCUCCGAUUCCACGACUCGCAAGCAAUUGGACGAGUCGUUCAAGGUAAUGGGAAUACCCCAUCUCGUGCUUUUGGAUGAAAAUGGUAAAGUCUUGACAGAUGAGGGGGUUGGGAUUAUUAGAGAGUAUGGAGAGGAAGGGUACCCUUUCACCUCAGAAAAGAUCCAAGAAUUAAAAGAUCUGGAAGAAAAGGCCAGGAAGGAACAGUCUAUCAAAACUCUCUUGGUUUCCCGAUCUCGUGACUUCGUUGUUACAUCCGAUGGAAAUAAGGUACCGAUUUCCGAUCUUGAGGGAAAGACUGUAGGUCUAUAUUUCUCGGCGUUUUCUUUCAAGCCAUCUGCUGAUUUUACUCUAAAACUCGCUGAAGUCUAUAAGAAAUUGAAAGAAAAGGGGGAGGAUUUUGAGGUUGUUAUGAUAUCGAUUGAAGACAAAGAGGAAUCCUUCAAGGAAAGCUUUGGGGCACCUUGGUUGGCAUUGCCUUUCAAAGACAAGAACUGUGAGAAAUUGGCUAGGUACUUCGAGCUCUCCGGCCUUCCGACUGUUGUUAUUAUCGGGCCAGACGGAAAAACUCUCCAUCCCAACGCUGCCGAUGCUAUUGAUGAACAUGGGAUUGAGGCUUACCCCUUCACCCCCGAAAAAUUUGCAGAGCUUAAAGAAAUAGAGAAGGCAAAAGAGGCUGCACAAACUCUCGAAUCGGUUCUGAUUUCAGGGGAUCUGGAUUAUGUCAUCGGGAAGGAUGGGGCUCAGGUAAAGGUCACCGACUUGGUGGGAAAGACCGUUCUUCUGUACUUCUCGGCCCAUUGGUGCCCGCCAUGCCGUUCUUUCACGCCCAAUCUCGUUGAAGUAUACAAGAAGAUAAAGGAAAAGGAUGAAGCUUUCGAAGUGAUUUUUAUUUCUAGUGACAGGGACCAAACCUCCUUUGAGGAAUAUUAUUUUGGAAUGCCUUGGUUGGCUCUUCCGUUCGGCGAUGCUCGGAAGUCAUUGUUGAGUCGCAAAUUCAAGGUCCAAGGCAUCCCAAUGCUUAUAGCCAUUGGACCGACCGGAAAAACCAUUACGACAGAGGCGAGGGGUCUGGUCUUGGCUCAUGGGGCGGAUGCUUACCCUUUCACCGAGCAGCGGUUGAAAGAGAUUGAAGCAAAGUAUGAGGAGAUGGCAAAGGGGUGGCCAAAGAAACUGAAACACAAAGUGCACGAGGAGCACGAGCUGGAGCUCGCUCGUCGUGGUUCUUACGUCUGCGACGGAUGUGAAGAACCAGGAGAAGUCUGGUCGUUCUACUGUAAAGAAUGCGACUUCGAUCUGCAUCCGAAGUGUGGCCUGGAAGAAGACAAAGAAACCAAAGGUGAUGUGAAGGAGGAAGGAAAUACAAAGGAAGGUUGGGUCUGUGAUGGGGAUGUCUGCACUAGAGCUUCAUGAAUUAUAUCCGUUAUAUAUAUAUAUAUGAACAAUGGUUGUUCCUGCUGAUGCUUCUAUGAUCAUAUGUUUGCUAUAUAAUAAAAUGUGGAGUUGUAA
This is a messenger RNA of Hibiscus syriacus, 1875 nucleotides long. Its product is annotated as probable nucleoredoxin 1. NCBI's taxonomy places the organism in Eukaryota, Viridiplantae, Streptophyta, Magnoliopsida, Malvales, Malvaceae. Bases 43 to 1779 code for a protein of 578 amino acids. The record is from RefSeq and is a predicted model, not a curated record. Gene Ontology annotation, molecular function: thioredoxin-disulfide reductase (NADPH) activity. The transcript has 4 exons.